Dendronephthya gigantea is the source of this 2722-nucleotide messenger RNA. Its product is annotated as kelch-like protein 20. The coding region runs from base 651 to 2405 and encodes 584 amino acids. Lineage: Eukaryota; Metazoa; Cnidaria; Anthozoa; Malacalcyonacea; Nephtheidae. Gene Ontology annotation, molecular function: protein binding. The record is from RefSeq and is a predicted model, not a curated record. The transcript is spliced from 10 exons.
UCCUAUUUCCUACGUUAUCUUUGUAACUUGUAAGCAGAAAGGAAAACCAGCCAAUGUGAAAAGGAAAAGCAAUUUUGAAUAGCAAUAGCGCGGAUAAACUGAUCCAAUACUAUUUGUGGUAAUUGCGAUUGAUUGGAUCAAUAACAACGUUCAUGUGAAUUUGUCAAUAAUAUUCACAAUAACUGUUUUUUGUAUUUGUUUCUUUGUUUCAUACAUGGUCAGUUAAACACAACAGAUUAAUUUAGGCUAUAAAAUUCCACUUGUUUUGGCCUUUGGGAGGCACUUGAGUCCAAGGAUAUGAAUAUGCAAAACAACUUUAUAGAAGUACACUGAGUUUCGGCAGCGACCUAUCUUCUCUUUCUCACAACUAUUUUCAUAGUGGUCAGAGCGUAUAAAAUUUUUCUGUCUUUAAUAUAAAUGAUUGGCUGUUUUAACAAAAUUUGUAUUUAUACAUGAAACAAAAACAUCCAUCACUGAGGCCUAGGCGAGAUUAAACCGGUCCAUAGUAACCGGAAAAUAGAGUUUCCGGUGUAACCCAAAUUUGGAAUACUGCCUCGCUUGUGGUCCUCCUUUCAUUUCGCAUCUUUACUUAUAUUUCGUGGCAUUUUAUGGUUACAUUUGGCCUUUCCGUCAGUUCAAAUUAAAGGAAAAUGGCCAGCUCAUGUUUAUCAAAGGUGGACAAUGCUGCAUCAAGACAGUCAGUUUGUGAUUAUGUUGACUACACUGAUGUUGCUCAUUUUAAAGCACUUGGCCAUUCCAUUAGCUGUUUCCGAGAGAACGAUGAAUUGUGCGAUGUUACAUUGGUAGUUGACACCCAAAAAAUACAUGCUCAUAAAAUAAUUUUGGCAGCAGCUAGCCCAUACUUUAAGGCAAUGUUUACAGGUGGUCUUUCAGAAUGCAACCAGACUUCCAUAUCAAUACAUCAGAUGGAUGGGAAUAGUCUACAGCAAAUUGUUCAGUUUUUUUACACUGCAGAGGUUGAAAUUAAUGAAAGAAAUGUGCAAGAUCUUUUGUCCACUGCAAGUCUUCUGCAAGUACAAAAUGUACUUGAUGCCUGUUGUGAAUUUUUGAGAAGGCAACUUAAUGAUGAAAAUUGUCUAGGCAUUGCAUGUUUUGCUGACCAGCAUGCAUGCACUCAACUUCUUCAUGAUGCUGAAACAUUUGCAAGAAAACACUUUGUAGAUGUUUUACAAAAUGAAGAAUUUAUGGCAUUAAGACCACGACAGUUAUCAAGGUUGAUAGCAGAUGAUGACUUGAAUGUCCUUGGCGAAGAACGAGUUUUUGAAGCUGUUCUGGCUUGGAUUAAACAUGAUCCAACCACCAGACUUGAGUAUGCAAGUGAUGUUUUCAAAGGAGUGAGAUUUGAUCUUCUGUCAAUUGAGUUCCUGCUGGAACGAGCUGGGACUGAAGAUUUAAUUCUUAGUGACAGAUUAUGCAUACGUUAUUUAUUGGAUGGUAUAAGAAAUUCUUUUCUAAACAAAAACCAAAGCCCACGACAGCGAAGGCCAACCACAGAUCAUCAAGUAUUGUAUUCUGUUGGAGGAAUGAGUCGAAGAGAGGCAAGUAAAAGUGGAGAAAAGUUUGAUCCUAAAGAGGGAAAGUGGAGUCCUAUAUGUUCAAUGAGUAUAUGUCGCUGGGGAGCAAGUAUGGGUUCUGUUGGUCCAUAUCUCUACAUCUGUGGUGGUAGUGAUGAUACAUCUCGUCUGGAUACUGUUGAAAGAUAUGAUCCAUAUAAUGACGUGUGGGUGCAUUCAGAACCUAUGUCUUCUAGCAGAAAUGGAGUUGGAGUGUGUGGUGGUGAUGGAAGGAUCUAUGCUAUAGGUGGAUUUGAUGGUUCAAUGCCACUGAAUACGGCUGAAUAUUAUGACACACGUGGUCGUUAUACAAAGUGGAUAAAGAUAUCCCCGAUGAACCAGUCCAGAUUUGGUGUUGGAUGUUGUAUCAUGGAUGGUAAUGUCUAUGCUGUUGGAGGUUCAGAUGGCACAAACCUCCGGACAGUUGAAAGAUAUGACCCUGAUACAAAUACCUGGAGGUUGUUGGCUCCAAUGGUGACAGCUAGAAAACAGGUUGGAGUGGCUGCCCUUGGUGGCUACAUAUAUGCUAUUGGAGGUUGUGAUCAUACUACUAGAUACAAAUCUGUUGAACGUUAUGAUCCAAAACGGGAUGAAUGGAUUGAAGUAUGCAGCAUGAGUGUACCCCGUAGUGGAUGCGGUGUUGCUGUACUUGAUGGAUUUAUUUAUGCUGUUGGAGGUUAUGAUGGAACAUCGUAUCUUAGCUCUGUGGAGAGGUAUGAUCCAUUAUCCAACAAGUGGUACGCUUCAGCACCGAUAAGUCAGCCACGGGACUGUGUUGCAGUUUGUGUUGGGUCGUUACCACCUAAAAAAGGAUACCCAAAACGCACGUAACAACACUAAGCUGCCUGAAGUGUAUCUGCCAUCUUUCCAAGUCUCUCUAUCUCUUUAUUCACAAAAAACCUGAACCAUGACUCCUUUCACUCAAUUCAGUAUUAAAACUGUGCAGCAUAUUAUUGUGCAUUGGAUAUGCAUUCACGAUGUGACAGUUCUCAAUUGUAAACAUCUACUGCAUUUUUAAUGUACAAUACACAUAGGUUUUAUGUGAGUAAAGAGUCAAUUUAUGUAUGCAUAAAAUGUAUACAUAUUGUGUAUAUAUCAUUAGCAUAGUAAAUAUAGAUCUUUUUUAUGUGCAUGUUUUGAGACAUGUG